Ectocarpus sp. CCAP 1310/34 is the source of this 735-nucleotide messenger RNA. The record is from the annotation of a GenBank genome assembly. NCBI's taxonomy places the organism in Eukaryota, Phaeophyceae, Ectocarpales, Ectocarpaceae.
UUUUCGAGGACGCUUGAGAGCGUGCGCAAGGACGUUGAGUGCUUCUUCGGUAUCCUGAAGGGACGUUUCAGGAUCCUCAAGCUCCGCCUCGGGUACCGCUCCAAGGAAGACGUCGACAACAUCUUCUCCACCUGCUGCAUCCUGCACAACAUGCUUCACACCUUCGACGGCAUGGACGUGUUCGAGGAAGAUGUCGACUGGGUGGGGAGCGCUGGCCUGCACGACCCCUGGGACCAUGACCCACUGACAGACUUCACNUACCGGGAAGCUUUCGGAGAAGGAGGGAGGGGAGGGAGGGGGAGGAAAGCAGCGAGACGAUCGACCAGCACCCGGCGCACAGAGAGCUCAAGAAACAGCUAAUCGAGAGCUUUUCUUACCGGAAGAGACACAACAACAUUACAUGGCUUUCAAGGCCCACGUGAGCCUUCUUCGUUUUGCUACCACGCCGCUGCCUCGGGUAUCUGUUGCAAGCCGUUUGUUUUUUUUUGCUACACGCGGUGUUUAGUAAGACGUUCCCGCCUUGAAGAUGGUGUUGUCGCGUGGGUUGUUUCAUAUUUUCGCUGUGCUGUCUUGCACCUGUCGGACAUGGGGUACUCUUGUAUUUGUCUGCAAGAGGGACUCUGUGCGUGUCCGUGCGUGUGGCGUUUGUGUGUUCGAGUUUCAGAUUGCCUUGUUAUUUAUCGGUGCCACGGGCAUUUGACCAGCUUCGGUUCCAACCAAAAUUCUUGGUGCACC